AUGGAGUUCAAAUUGAUCAUGUUUCCGACUCCAUCGCCAUAUUCCACGUCAGAGAUGACUGCGGUAAAUUCGUCCGGAGCAUCGUACCAUCACCAAACGCCGUCGGUAACUGGAGCCACGGGCAGCAAUUCAAGCAGCACCACGACACCCGUUUACGUGCCAUCGAGUCGCGUGUUGCCACAUUCCGUGCAAUACAACAAUUUCCAUGCCAGCCAAAAUGGCUGGGGCGACUUUACGACAUCCCAUUCACAAAUUAGUCCGCAAUUUGCGUACGCGCAAAACAUGAUGAUGGGCAGCUGGAGAUCCGCAUACGAUCCAACGGGAUUCCAGAGAACCAGUCCGUAUGACACAUCGCUCGACUUCCAGUUCGGGGAGGGACGUGAAUGCGUGAAUUGCGGAGCCAUUUCGACGCCAUUGUGGAGACGCGACGGCACCGGACACUAUUUGUGUAAUGCCUGUGGCCUCUAUCACAAGAUGAAUGGUAUGAAUAGACCGUUAAUAAAACCAAGUAAAAGACUGACAGCGACCCGUCGUCUGGGAUUGUGCUGCACGAAUUGCGGGACACGUACAACCACGUUGUGGCGCCGCAACAACGAGGGCGAGCCCGUUUGCAAUGCCUGCGGACUGUACUUUAAGCUGCAUGGCGUGAAUCGACCGCUGGCCAUGCGCAAAGAUGGCAUCCAGACGCGAAAACGAAAGCCCAAGAAGAGUGGAACAAGUGCCGCAGACAUUCUCGGAUUAACGAAAAAGGAUGAUUUAGACAUCAAACCUUCCUUGUCCAUGGACCGAAAUGGCAAUACAAAGCAUUUGUCGUCCCCUUUGAGCGCCAAAUCGAUGCUUAGCUCCCCGAAUGGCCGUUCACAUUCCCACUUGACAUCACAUUUGCAUCACGGCUACAACCUGCCUACCUCACUGUCGCAACAUUCCACCGCCUCGCAGCACUCCACACCCAACAAAUACGACUUGUCGUCAUCCUCUGUCACGCCAUCCACACCGCACAGCAUCCAUACACCCACAUCGACAAUCUCCUCGUCGUCUGGCACAUCGUCGUCAGCCGGCCACCACAACACCAGCAACAACUCCUCGUAUUUGCAUAACAACAACUCGUUUGGCACUGUCAAGUCCGAGUCGCCUGUGAUGCCUGCACCCAACUACGACUACAUGAAUAACUGCUUGCAAAGUGGCUAUUUCGGCAGCACAUUCGGACAUGCAUUGGGCGCGACGCCACAUCAUCAUCCCGCUGCCGAGUUGGCCGGUUAUCAUCAUCAGCAUAAUGUGAUACAGGCAGCAAAGUUAAUGGCAUCUUCUUAA
Messenger RNA from Culicoides brevitarsis, 1311 nucleotides. Its product is annotated as GATA-binding factor A. The record is from RefSeq and is a predicted model, not a curated record. Gene Ontology annotation, biological process: positive regulation of transcription by RNA polymerase II; cell fate commitment; negative regulation of transcription by RNA polymerase II. Gene Ontology annotation, molecular function: zinc ion binding; DNA-binding transcription factor activity, RNA polymerase II-specific; RNA polymerase II cis-regulatory region sequence-specific DNA binding. NCBI's taxonomy places the organism in Eukaryota, Metazoa, Arthropoda, Insecta, Diptera, Ceratopogonidae. The transcript has 5 exons. The coding region runs from base 1 to 1311 and encodes 436 amino acids.